Messenger RNA from Schizosaccharomyces cryophilus OY26, 1532 nucleotides. RefSeq names its product tRNA specific adenosine deaminase. Gene Ontology annotation, molecular function: RNA binding; tRNA-specific adenosine-37 deaminase activity. The transcript is spliced from 4 exons. Gene Ontology annotation, biological process: tRNA wobble adenosine to inosine editing. Lineage: Eukaryota; Fungi; Ascomycota; Schizosaccharomycetes; Schizosaccharomycetales; Schizosaccharomycetaceae. The coding region runs from base 250 to 1422 and encodes 390 amino acids. The record is from RefSeq and is a predicted model, not a curated record.
UCUUCGUCGAUCUGUUUCACCAACAUGAGAGAAGUGUUCUAAACCCUGUCAACAGAAAACAAAAUCGUCCUUUGAAUUUCUUUAAAGUUUACAAUUAUAUAUUUCGAAAAUUCUCUUUGCAAUUCUCUGCAUACUCAUCUGCUAAGUAUCAAGGCAUUUUUGACAGCAUAGGCUAAAUUCUACUAAACUACUAAAGUUAAUUCUCAUUUUUGGUACACUGUAAACUACAUAUCUUAUUAUUUAAACAAAAUGAGCUUAUUUUGGAUUCCUGCAAGCUCAGUAGGAGAUGAAAUGCCAGACACGGUCGCGCAGUGUGUCUUGGAGGCUUAUAAUCGUCUUCCUGCACAUGGAAAACCUAUUAUAAGGGCUAAUGGAGUUCGUGAAUGGACAACAUUAGCUGGAGUUGUCCUUGAAGAUACGAAAGAAAAAAAAUUCACUUGUGUUGACUUAUCAACUGGUGUAAAAUGUACACCAAUUUCCAAAAUUGAACCAAAUCAAUUUGGAAGUGUCUUACAUGAUUGCCAUGCUGAGGUACUAGCUUUACGAUGCUUUAACCGGCUUCUAUUAGAACAUUGCAGAUCUUACAACGAUGAACCAAGUAAAGCAUGGCUUUUGGAAAAGAGAAAUGAGAAAAAGUUCUGUUUGAAACCAAAUUUAAAGCUCCAUCUAUAUGUUUCAGAAUGCCCAUGCGGUGAUGCAAGCAUGGAGCUAUUAGCAAACAGCUUAGAAAAUAGUGAACCUUGGAACAUGGCUUCACUAGCAGACCAACCCAUGCGUGGCCGAACUGACUUUGGCCAGUUGGGUAUAGUACGAACGAAACCUGGUCGCGCUGAUGCUCCCUUCAGUUGGAGCAAAAGCUGUUCAGACAAGAUUUCUUCUAAACAAUACCUUUCCAUUUUGAAUGCGCAAACAAGCUUGCUUAUUGAACCAAUAUACUUAUCGUCAUUAGUCCUUCCUGAAAGCGCAAUUGUUAAUACGUCGAUGAAAAGAGCAUUUGGUCCCUCAGGUCGAUGUAUGGGACUUUUGAAUCAAGUGUCUGGGAAUUACACGUUUCAACCGUUUCAGGUAUUAGCAACCAAAAAAAAAUUUUCAUUCUCGAAAUUAGUAGAUCCAGGUAUCCGUAUUGCUACCAGCACGAAUGUUCUAAUAUGGAUCGGGAAUCAGUUGAAUACAACUCAAGUUAUUCAUAAUGGUAUUCAAGCCGGUAAAAAGGCAAAAGAUACCGAUCGUUCGCAAACUAUAAUUUCCAGAAAGGCUAUGAUGCGCAUCUUGCAAGAUGUCCAGCAUCCUAGUUUAGAGAAAAAAAAUUAUGAGGAGUGGAAACGAACGAAUGCCGAUCGGCAGCGAGCAAAAGAAGUAGUUCGGGGUGUUUUGAAGUAUUGGACUUGCAACGGAGGGGAUAAUUUUGACUGGAGUGCAUAAGAGUUCAUUACAAAUAGACUAUACAGGAAAUAAGUGAAAUGUUCAGUAUAAUUUUUAUUCUUUGAAGCUCAUGAACAAUAGGGUAAAUUAAGGAUGAACGAGUACAAUCG